Molecule: messenger RNA, 2643 nt
Organism: Sugiyamaella lignohabitans
Lineage: Eukaryota; Fungi; Ascomycota; Dipodascomycetes; Dipodascales; Trichomonascaceae
Gene: SSY5
Product: Ssy5p
Exons: 1
Coding region: 1-2643 (880 amino acids)
Source: RefSeq, a predicted model, not a curated record
AUGCCUAAUCCCUAUAAAGGCUUAUUAACCAGCUGGAGACACCCGUCUGAGAAAGGCGAGUCUAGUCGAAGGUCUUCCACGGAACAAGCGAGUCAGCCGGACUUGAACAAUGACGCUGAUACUACCGGUACCCCUUCGUCUAUCUCUUCGCCGCAGACUAUACCGAAUCCAAAUCAGAGUCUGUUAUCUCUACCCUCACUUGGUAAUUUUGACCCAUCAGAUGAUGAUAUUUAUACGUCUAUGAGUCCCAAUACUGUGGCACCUUUUCCACCAAGUACUGAUGGCUCCGGUACUGCUGCAGGAUCCAGUACAGGUCCAUUCUCAACAUCGAUUCAAAGACAGGUCCCGACACAGAUUUCGCAUUGGGAGAACGUUUCCUCCUCAAGUGCAUCUAUUGCAUCUAGUAAGCCUUCGACUAUUAGUACUGUUCAGUCAAGUAUGUUCUCCAGGAAUGCACCAACUUUUGGUACCGUGUCUAGUUACGGGUCGUCAGCUGCUAGUGGAUUUGGACGUAAAGGUGGUCUUGAAUUUUCAGCUGCUAUCGCUGAAGAGGGCUCUUUGUCCACUUCAUCAGAGGGCAGAAACGUUAUGAGAGUUGUGGACCCAGAUGAAAUGAAUUCUUUGGUAGACGACGUUAAUUCCCUUAGAACCCGAGGUUCAAACUUCGGACCGCAUUCAUCCUCUCCUCAUCAACCUAGGACGGCGGUAAUCCCCACUAGAAGUCUUUUGCCAGAUGUUUCUACUUCCAACGUGUCAACUUCUGCUCUCUCGGACCAUUCUUAUUGGCCCGAACGGGGCAGCUCUGUUUCCUCAUCAUGGUCUUCUGCUGGAGCUGCCGGUGGUAGUGGCGGCUCCGGAGGAGGGUCCUUUGGUCGUCCGAAUGUUCGAAGACCAUUAACUGCCCAAGACGAACUUAAGGAUCUUGCUGAUAGUUUGACUCAGCUAAUGGAGCAAACAAUGUCUCGAACGAUUGAUGUAUCCAGAGCUGCGGUAUCAGUAAAUCAGCUACUGAGACAAACUCUAACAUCUCCUCUCCUAGAGAAUAUUCCUGAAAAUGAGAUAACACUUCACUCCACCCCUUCUCUUACUCGCAUCAUUAAAGUUUCAUUUAAUUUCACUGACAAUCUUCUUCUGUCCCCGGUAUUCCAGCCCAUCAAGAUGUUUAUAUUAAGGGCACUUCAUAGUUUAGGCGUUCACCUUAAGCUUGUUCCUCCAGUAAUAGGAACUGUCCCUCAUCCAAAGAACUUUGCGAUUGGAUCUAUCCCUGAAUUACCAGGACAGAAUACUGUUGAAGCUUUGAUUAAUGCGGUUGCAGCAAAUGAUUCUAACGGUAUAUCCGAACAAGAUGGUGCAUUUAUUGCUCCUAUAUUACGUGGGUUUUCUCCUGACUUUUCUGUUCUAUCACUCUCUUUUGGAUUUCCUCAACGGGAACAGCACCAUGUUGAUAACACGGCAGCUCUGUACGACAUUUCAAGGGACAUCCAUUUUUAUUCACAGAAGAGCUCUAUCAGGGUAUGUUCUGAUGUAGCUACCGCAUCUACGUCCACUCAAGUACCAGGUAGUUUCAAUACGACACCUCAUCAAUCCGCUCAUUUCAUUCCGCCAUAUAGAGUGCCAGUGAAUAGUAAGAGUCCACCAAUUUCGAUUUCUCUUGCUACUGAGACUGCAACUAAUCUAAGUGGUACUCUCGGAGGAUAUGUAUAUCCUAAGAUCGAUCCUUCAGAUCCCAACUUGGCCGAGUACGCGAAGUCGACCUUUGCGAUUACAUGUGCCCAUGUUUGUCUCUCAGAGUCCCGUGGUUCUCCCCAUCCAUUCGUAUCUGUUCCUUCUCCAGUUCUUGUCAACAUUUAUAAAAGUGCCUUAGUACGAGAGCGCAACAAGUACCCUGCGAAUAGUCAAGAGCACCAAGAGUAUGAAGUGGCAAUCAAUCAAUUGACUUCCAAAACAACGGAGAAGCCGCAUGAGCCAUUUGGACAAGUAGUAUGGGGUGAGCGCACCGUGGUCAAUGGAUCUAUUUCGGAUAUUGCUAUUAUUAAAUGUAGUCCUAAGAUGAAAUGCAGGAACUUUUUGGGUGACGAUAUCUCGUUUGCCCAGUACGAUCCAGGGCUCAUGUUUGGCAACCUUCACAUCAAAAGGAUCAUUCGAAAGCUACAUCCUGGUAUGAAUGUUUUUAAAUAUGGAAGCACCUCAAAAUAUACUACUGGUAAACUCAAUGGAACGCGCAUGGUAUAUUGGGCGGAUGGAAAAUUGCAAUCUAGUGAAUUCGUCGUAUGUUCUGAAUCCCCUGUAUUUGCUUCAGGAGGAGAUUCGGGAGCUUGGGUUUUGCAGAAGAGCGAAGACAUGCAAGAUGAUGACGAUACCUACUCUGGAUCUGACCAUGAUUCCACUCUUACAAGUCGUAGCACUGGUGGGCCCUGUCUUGGUGUAUUAGGAAUGUUACAUUCUUAUGAUGGCGAACGUAAAGAAUUUGGAUUGUUUACCCCCAUCGAGUCGAUCCUUAAUAGACUACAUGAGGUAACACAUAUAAAAUGGGGUGUGGUAGGAGUUCCUGACAGUGAGUCUGAGGAUCUGUUGAUUGGAGGAAGUGAAAGUAGUGAUUCAGGGGAUGAUGUUAGUGAUACUGAUCCUGUUUCUGUUGUUUGA